Messenger RNA from Clonostachys byssicola, 690 nucleotides. The record is from the annotation of a GenBank genome assembly. NCBI's taxonomy places the organism in Eukaryota, Fungi, Ascomycota, Sordariomycetes, Hypocreales, Bionectriaceae.
AUGAUGCCUGCAAGUCGAGUCUCCAGAGCUAGUACCAUGCCAGUCGAUAUUGGAUCCGAGGCCUCGGCAGACUCCAAGUCGAAAAUGCCUGGAAGUCUAGUCUCCAGAGCUAGUACCAUGCCGGUAAAUGCUGUAUCCAAAGCCUGGUGGUGGUCGAAAUGGGACCCUGACAAGCGAUGGGGCACUCUGAACAAGUACAAGCUUGCAGCGCAGCCACAAGAAGGGUAUUGCUUUUCAAAGUAUUUGGGGCAUGAUGCUAAUCACGGUCCAUACCGACUAGAUAACCUGGAUACAAUCCUAUAUGUCCCAGAGGCCGUGCCGGACGAGUACCAAAUUUCUGUUUCUGGUCUGGGCGUGUUAUCAGAAAGCGAUGCAAUGGGUCCAUGGCCCGGCCCGCCUGCUACUCGAGAGUUCCGUUUCCAAAAACUCGAAAACCACCAAGUCGAUCUAACAUCGGACGACUUAAACCGCAUGGCUGAUCACCCACCUGUCAAAAGAAUACUCGGCCGGCACCUCGGCCGCCGCAACGUCUACGUCAUAACAGGCAUGAAGAUUGUCGACGGCUUGGAGGUAUCGGAUGGUUUCGAAUUUUAUCGGAAAUUUGAAGGACGCGUCAUCUUUAGCUACCAGAUGCACGUGGUCCACAACGGAUGCCAAUCACUAAGACAAAGGAUUAUGGAGAAGCCUUGA